AUGCCAGACCGCGGGGCAUUUGACGUUGAGCCAAACACCGACCCCUACCCAUCGCGCGACCGCGCGUUCCGACACGACUUCGCUAGCCAAGUCGCCAAGAUAAACCCGCAACUGGAAUAUGUGGGACUCAGGAACGCAGCCAAAGCCUACCACUUUAAGAAGUGGACACGACACUGCCCGGAGCAAUACCAGGAUUUCCGGAGCCGCGCGCGAUCCGAGGGAUACAAUCCCACUGCAGGGUUCGUGGAACUUCGCGGCAACCGAGCAAUCUACCAUUACAACCAUCCGGAGGACAGCCGCAAUCUAGUCGUUCCCCCAGUACGAACCUACAUUGCUGAGCCCCUCGAAUUUCCACCAUCCACGCCCCGACCGCGACACGGAAGGACCGAAUCACCAGCUCCUACCGCCCAAUCCUCGGUGCGUCGGCAAACACAGAUUGAAAUCCCAGAUUCCGACGACGAGCUUUCCAACAUGGCGCCUCCUACCACAGCGCGUGACGAACGGGGACGGUACACCAGCGCGACCACGGCGAACGAAGUCCACCCAGCCCUGACCCGGAUGGACGGCUUGCGAAUGCCCAACAGCAAUGACAUUGCCGGAACCUGCACCGGAGUCGCCGAAUUGUACUCAAUCCUCACCGAAGCCAUAGAAAGACAAACGAUCCUCCGCGCCGCAGGCGGAGCCAGCCGGGCCAAGAAAUUCCUCGAAGUCGUCUACACCAAGUUCCCAAAGAAGACUGCGCCUGUAACCCCCGUCCUGGGAACUCACCUGCAUGGGACUCCCAGCACCGGAAACCGCACCAUCCGCCCAAUUCCCAUCAUUUUCCCUAGCCUCAACGACGAGCAGCCGAGCACCGACCAGGAAGACCCAUUCACAACUCCGAGCAACAAACGGGCGAGUGCCAUGCUUAAACGAUUGCAAAACCGCGCGGCCAAGGCGCAACGGGUCACCAAGACCGACACCUCAUCUGGGCUAAAAAUCUCCGUGCCCGUCCCAACCUACCCGUUCGUUAUACUAUAGAAAUCUGGCAGAUAUUUUCUAAAGAGCCUAAAGGAAUAUCUCCGGGAAGUAUGGGGAAAGAUAUAUACAGACCUUCCUUAAGAAAUCCCUGGGAAGCUCUAAGAAACUCAGCCUCUUUUAUUAAGAAAGUUUCCUAGGAUUUCCCUGGGAUUUCCCUGGGAAGCUGGGCGGAAAUCUUCCCUGGGAAUUUCCUGGAAAAUAGAUAUUUAAAUAGCUAGGGAUUUCCCUGGAUAAAUAAAAAAGAGAUAUUUAAUUUUAA
This is a messenger RNA of Ilyonectria robusta, 1279 nucleotides long. RefSeq lists its product as uncharacterized. The transcript is spliced from 3 exons. The coding region runs from base 1 to 1020 and encodes 339 amino acids. The record is from RefSeq and is a predicted model, not a curated record. Lineage: Eukaryota; Fungi; Ascomycota; Sordariomycetes; Hypocreales; Nectriaceae.